Messenger RNA from Chionomys nivalis (European snow vole), 4482 nucleotides. It is a transcript of the gene Spata18, whose product is annotated as spermatogenesis associated 18. The record is from RefSeq and is a predicted model, not a curated record. Gene Ontology annotation, biological process: mitochondrial protein catabolic process; mitophagy by internal vacuole formation. Bases 243 to 1934 code for a protein of 563 amino acids. Lineage: Eukaryota; Metazoa; Chordata; Mammalia; Rodentia; Cricetidae. Gene Ontology annotation, cellular component: mitochondrial outer membrane. The transcript has 13 exons.
UUGAACAGCGGGCCGGCCGGUGGAUGACGCGCGGCGCCUGCGGCUCAGAGCGCCUCCCCCCUCGGUUUCCCGAACCCUGCCAGGUCCGACCCGAGGGGGAGGAUGGACACUCCAGCUGCGUUCUGAGCCUGCGCAGAAAAUAACACCCUUGCGGCCACAACACCCCACCGUCCUACCCAGGCCACCCCCUCGUCCCUUCUACCACUUGAUCUCCCGGAGUCGGAGGCGCGGAAAAGCGCGCGAUGGCGGACAACGUGAAGAAGCUGGCCAAAAGCGAAUCUUUUCGAGGGCUGCAGGAUAGAGUCUCCUUUUGGGUGCAGGACUACAACACAAACUCCUGUGACGAAAACCUAAAUUACUGCAUCGGACUCAUCGAACAAGUGGCCAAAGUGCAGGCGCAACUCUUCGGGAUCCUCACACUGACAGCCCAAGAAGGAGGACAUAAUGAGGGUGUGGCAACGAUCAAGAGUCGCCUUUUGCCUUUGCUGGAGACAUCUUUCAGCUCUGUAAACGUGGGAAAACUUACGGACAACAAGGUCGCCAUCGCGCAGGACACGUAUUUUAGAGACAAAACGAGAGAAGCUAGUUUUCAGGAUCAGGACCAAGAGCAAUUAGACAUUGAAUCCAGCCCCGACAGUCAACAAAACCAGGUUCAAGACGAUCUGGCUGACACUGGAAAGAGUCUUGAAGGAACCAAGAACAGAACAACCAUAUCCCUCAUGGCUGCAGAGGAGGAGAUAAAUCAGCUAAAAAAGCAACUGAAGUCACUUCAAGCCCAGGAAGACGCUCGUCACAGAAACUCAGAGAGUCGGCGCUCGGAGGCUUCAAGAUCUGAACGUCGAGCUUCAAGCAAACGGGGCUCAGAAGCACGGGGCUCAGAAGGGCGGGCCUCAGAACCACGGGGCUCAGAAGCACGGGCCUCAGACAUACGGGGCUUAGAACCAAGGGGCCAAGAGGUGAUGUUCGACUAUGAGAAACAUCUCCAAAAUCUGAAGGAUGAGAUAGCUGUGUUGUCUGCUGAAAAAUCCGGUCUCCAGGGAAGGUCAGUGAGGAGCCGGUCUCCUAGCCCUACCUGCUGUAGCCCUAGCCGCAGCCGCAGCCGCAGCCACAGCCGCAGCCGCAGCCGCAGCAGGUCCAACAGCCCCUGCACCGCAAUGGCCAAGGUCAGAAGCCCGUCCCCAAACCGGUCCAAAAUGUCCAGCGUGGCUCGAAAAGCGGCUCUCCUGUCCCGAUUCAGUGAUGCCUAUUCCCAGGCCCGUCUGGACGCACAGUGCUUGCUGCGGCGUUGCAUCGACAGGGCGGAGACGGUGCAGCGGAUUAUUUACAUCGCCACAGUGGAGGCGUUUCAUGUAGCUAAAAUGGCGUUCAGGCAUUUCAAGAUCCGGGUGAGGAAGAUGCUCACACCGUCACACGUGACGUCAAAUGACUUCGAGUGCGCAGUCUUGGACUAUAUCAUUUGUCAUCUUGAUCUCUAUGACGCUCAGAGCAGUGUUAAUGAUGUGAUCCGUGCCAUGAACGUCAACCCCAAGAUCUCAUUCCCUCCUGAAGUUGACUUCUGUGUCCUCAGUGACUUCAUCCAGGAGAUAUGCUGUAUUGCCUUUGCAAUGCAGUCCUUGGAUCCACCGCUAGAUAUUGCAUUUGGGGCCGACGGAGAAGUCUUUAAUGAUUGCAAGUACCGCCGCAGCUAUGACUCGGAUUUCACUGCCCCCUUGGUCUUUUAUCACGUGUGGCCUGCUCUCAUGGAGAAUGACUGUGUCAUCAUGAAGGGAGAAGCUGUCACCAAGAGAGGGGCUUUUUGGAGUUCUGUGCGACCUGUAGCUCGCUGCCGCAGCAGGAGUUUAAGCCCCGUCUGCCCUCGUAACCGCAUUGGAUUAAGCACGAUGUCUCGAAGUCGGAGUCCUUCUCCAAUAAGAUGUACAUUGCCAAGAUAUUAAAACCACCAGCCACGUUCGUUUGCCACAGUCCAUUGGAACAGCCAACCUCCUCAGUGCCUCCAGCCACCUGCCUUGUCUGCCUCCGACCUCACUUAACAUGAAAUGAAAAGGCAAUUCUGUGCGUCACUCCGCACAGAGAGUUUAAUGCUUUGGCUCAGCGCCUUUGUCACUCUAGGUCCAUAGCAGGUCCUUUCAUUUCAUAGGAGCGAAUUCCAUUAAUCUCAUAAAACAAUUAUAGGCAUAUAGGAUCAUAUUCAUUAGAACAAAGUCCAUUACAAAGGUAAGGACUUCCCUCCCCAAGUACGGGGCUCUUUCAGAGCCCACUCUAAGAGUAACAGCAGAAGUCACUGUCCAGCUGAAUCCCAAAGGAAGGACGAGCGAUUUCAUUUACAGAGUAGUCAAAAAUCCUCUCGUUGCUAGCAUCAGCUUUCUGCUCCCUGAAACCACAGUUUCAGUGUUCUGAUCCCCUCUCAAGGAUUCCAAGAUAUCUAUAGUCUCAGGUUGGGAAACUCAUUCCGGUAACACUCACUUUAGGGAAAAUGUAGACAAUAAGAAUAUAUUCGUUUUAAAAGAUAGAGCAAUUAGCUUGCUUCUCUCUCUGUACUUUGGCUGAAUGGCAAAGCUACUGGGUUUUCUCUUUCCUCCUUUCUUUCUUCCUUCAUUUCUUCGUUCGUUCCUUCCUUCCUUUUCUUUCUCUUUUUGUAUACAGGUGCCAUUUAAUCAGCUCAGAUCUGGAAGCUUUAGCAUCAAGGGUCUGAGAACUAACUCUCCCAUAUUCCCCCCUUUACACGUUUUCUUGCAAGAUAUACAAUCAAACAACAAACUUAAUCAACUAGCAAUUAACAAUCAAUUAACAACCAAGCUUAACCAACUGAUGAAUUAAACUGCAUAUAUACCGGCAACUUAUUGCAGAUAGAUUAAUGUUGAGUGAUAAAAGAUGCCCCGGAACUGGUCCGCGUGAGAGGGCUUCCUAUAGAGCAGACCUGUGUCUACACAUCAGUGUGAGAUCAGUGUUCUUCUCAUCCCUGGGACUGUCAACAUUUUCAUGCGUGUGUGAAAUAUCAAGCUCACCUCCCACUUUCUUCUCUAGUUGUAAAUGAAGACCUCCCAUGAAAGCCCUCUGACCAGUGUACACUCAUUCAGGGCCCCAAGUGAGGGGCUCGAUCUACUGAUUUUAAGUCAAGUUUAUCUCUUUUGAUUGCUUCACUGCUCUGUGUUUGAGAGCAUCUAGUCAAGGUAGGAACGGGCGAUUACUCUCUCCAGGUAAACACGGGUACCUUGCUUUUUUUGAUUUCCCUUUCGCACAGGCCACAGGCUUGUCACUAUGAGGUCCGAGUGCAAAGCGGCAUCUGAUGCUUUUUGGUGGGGGUGAACAAAAGCAAACCUCUCUGAGCAUCUUGUGGCUAUGGGUGGGAGUAGACCCCCCCACCCCUGGUCUUUGUUCCCUGAAUCUUAUGAUCCGCAACUCAUUCUGAGGUGUGAAUUUCUUCCUCUUUGUGGCUUUACUUUUUUGGCCAUGGUCUCGCUGAUGCCAGGACUUGUUCUGAAAGGAACACUAUGUGCCAUGGUGGUGUGUGAUUGCCUCCUGACCAUUAGCUUGCUGUGUAGCCUUCAGCAAGUCCCUUGACCUCUCUGAGCCUCAGUUUCAUUACAGAAUGAGCAGAUUGGAUGAAAAUGAGAGUUCUCUUAAUACAAACAGGCUCCUCUGGAUAGCCUGGAAUAAAGGCUAAAGUUAGUGCAACCUGUAUGGCCAUAUGGAUGUAAUAAAGGACAUAAUAUACUGACUAUAAACAACUUUUAAUAAAAGCUUUCAGUAAACAAUGGGCAAGGGCCAUCCUUGAAGAUAAAAAGUAAAGCUCUAAGUGCUGAGUUUUCCCAGCCUCCAUCUGUGACAUCACUAGCUAUGACGACACCUCAGUACCAGGAGGCAUCUUGGCACUUGGAGGUGACUUUCUGAAGUGGUGAGCUAUUUUUUAUUACAUUUCAGUCAAAAGCCAGGCUUAUCCAACUUAGGCAGCUACAGCCUCCCUGAACAACCAAUUGCGUGCUAAAAAUGUACAAUAACUUGUGUUAUGUGACAAAAGGUCUUUCUUAAAAUCUUACUAAGCAUUGAGAAGGCCCCUGCAUCUUAAGUUUUUUUUCUCUUUACCCCAAAGCCACAUGUGCCAUCUAACUUGGAAAAAGCAGUCCAGUUAUUUGCUCUCAAUUCUGUUGAGCCACCUGCCAUUUCUCAGGUUUCUAAUCUGAGCUAUAGCCAUGCAGAGAAAGUCAAAAGUAUCUUUGGAAGGCAUCCGUGAACCCAGAGGAGCUGGCCUGUCCUCAUGGCAUCUGGGUGUUGGAGGCUGGAAAGCUCUUGUUUGGCACUCUGGGGCAAUGUGAGUGUCUGUGUUAUUGCUCAGCGUCUUGUGAUAAAACCACAGUAGUGCGCUGUACUCUGACAUGGCUUCCCUCCAGAUUCUCAGGCUCCCCCCACCUCCACUAACCCACAAAAGUGAACCACGAUCACAUAUUCAUCAAGUAAAUACUGACUACAGCCUGCCCCAGGUUG